Medicago truncatula (barrel medic) is the source of this 1373-nucleotide messenger RNA. RefSeq names its product ethylene-responsive transcription factor RAP2-12. Gene Ontology annotation, biological process: regulation of DNA-templated transcription; ethylene-activated signaling pathway. The transcript is spliced from 2 exons. Gene Ontology annotation, molecular function: DNA binding; DNA-binding transcription factor activity. NCBI's taxonomy places the organism in Eukaryota, Viridiplantae, Streptophyta, Magnoliopsida, Fabales, Fabaceae. The record is from RefSeq and is a predicted model, not a curated record. The coding region runs from base 203 to 1120 and encodes 305 amino acids.
AUCUUUGUGUCAUUCUCACUCAAACACAAGAAAAACAAAAUUCACAACACAACAAUUUUUCUUCCUCAAUAAUAACCCACUCAACCUCUCAUAUCAAUCAUAAUACUCUAUUCUUUCAUUGCCUUUUCAUAACACCAUUUCACCCUCCAAAACCUCUCCUUGGCUAGCUGAUACAUCAAGCAAUACUCAUCAUCAUCAAAGAAUGUGUGGUGGUGCUAUCAUCGCUGACUUCAUUCCUCGCCGUGACGGCCGCCGUCUCACCGCCUCGGAGCUCUGGCCUAACUCAUUUGGCCAACAGAUUGACUCCUCAAACUUCGGUUUUUCUCAUACUGCUGCUGAUCAACAACCACCCAGCACUCUCAAAAGAUCACAGCCUCCCAAAGUUAAUGAACGAGUUGAGAAGCCACUGAAAAAACAGAGGAAGAAUCUCUAUAGAGGAAUUCGACAGCGUCCAUGGGGAAAAUGGGCUGCAGAGAUUCGUGAUCCAAGAAAAGGAGUUCGUGUUUGGCUUGGUACAUUCAACACUGCUGAAGAAGCUGCUAGAGCUUACGACAAAGAAGCUCGAAAAAUCCGUGGCAAAAAAGCUAAGGUUAAUUUUCCUAACGAAGAUGAUGAAUAUACCAUUCAUGCUACUCGUCGCUACAAUAAUAAUCCUCCACCGAUUCGACCACAGAAGCUUCCUCUAUAUCAUCAACAACACUAUCAGAAGAAUCUGAACUUGGAAUUUGGUUAUGAUCUGAACCAAACUGACACAAUUCAUGCUAUCAAUACUGGUUCUGGUGGUGAUGAGAAUUCUUUAUUUGGGUCUGGUUCAGUUUCAGAGGUUGGUUUUUCUGUGAUGGAGUUCAAUGGUGGUUCCAAUCAGAAUGAAUUCGGUUAUUUUGGUGGUGUUGUGAAUGAACAUGAAAAAGAGAAAGAGAAAGUGGUAGAACAAGAAACACAUGUUGUUGAACAAGCUGAAGCUGAAUUAGCAAAAAAUGAGGUACAAGAAUUGUCUGAUGAAUUGUUGGCAUACGAGGAUUACAUGAAGUUUUAUCAGAUUUACUAUGAUGGACAAUCAGUGAUGCCACCUAAUAAUGUUCAGGAACAUGUGGUUGGAGAUUUAUGGAGCUUUGAUUGAUGGUAACAAUAACUGUUUUUCAUGCUUCGGUUUCUUCUGUGAAGCUUCUGUGAAGACAGAAUUUUUCCCAUUCUUAUUAUUCGGUUAUCUCUAUUUUGCAUUUAGUAUGGAUGGAAUUGUAAAUUUGGCUACUUUGAAUUUCGAUUCUCUAGUUUAUCUAUUUUUGAGUUAAUUAGUAGGGUUAUGUCAAGUUUUGUUCAAUUGUAAUUUUUUGGUGUUUAACCAAAUGAAAUUAACAAUGUUUCAAUUCCAA